Molecule: messenger RNA, 612 nt
Organism: Trichobilharzia szidati
Lineage: Eukaryota; Metazoa; Platyhelminthes; Trematoda; Strigeidida; Schistosomatidae
Source: the annotation of a GenBank genome assembly
AUGAACAGUGCCAAAGAAAUGCCAUUCUGUUUUCGUUGGUUGCUAAUUCAUUUUAAAAGAGAAUUUUCCUACAAUGAUACUAUGAUAUUAUGGGAGGUAAUUUGGACAGAUUAUCGUACAAAAAAUUUCCAUAUAUUUUUCGCUGCUGCUGUGCUAUUAAUGCAAAGAGAUAAUAUAAUGAACAGGAAAUAUGAUGCAAAUAGUAUAUUAAAGCAUGUGAAUGAAUUAUCAAUGAAAAUUCCACUAGAAGCAUCCCUUAAUUAUGCUACAGCUUUACUGUCUCAGUUAGAACAAAUUUCCGAUUCUCUACCGAAAUCCGUACGGAAUAUUAUCCAUGGACAGUCGUUGGCGAUGUCUAGACAUGUCAGUGAAUCAAAACAGAAAGGAAUCAAUUGUCCAGAUCCACCAUGUAUAUACGACUAUUCGCCGACACUAUUAAAUGAAGAAUUAGAGGUGCUGAUGGACAAUGAAAUGUAUGAUCCUAAUAAAGAUGUGACUAAUCAGUCUAUUCUAAUGAUUCCUUCUGAUACUAAUCGACAGUUUUUCAGUGAUUUUAAUGAAUUAACUAACUUGAUUAUUAUGCGAAACCAAGUGCAUUAUAUUAUUGGAUAA